Arachis duranensis is the source of this 1445-nucleotide messenger RNA. RefSeq lists its product as uncharacterized. NCBI's taxonomy places the organism in Eukaryota, Viridiplantae, Streptophyta, Magnoliopsida, Fabales, Fabaceae. Bases 228 to 1112 code for a protein of 294 amino acids. The transcript has 5 exons. The record is from RefSeq and is a predicted model, not a curated record.
UAAUACUUGCAGGACUCAGAAAGAUUUUUGGUCUAAUUCCUUCAACUUUUUGCUUGGAGUUAAGGUUGAAUCCAACAAGAGGGGGUAUUAAACCUGAGUUUUAUGACAAGGUUGAGGAGUUUAUAGAAACAAUUAGUAAGUUAGAUGUUGUGAAGUCGGAAGGAAAGUGUAGAUGCCCAUGCGUUAAGUGUAGAUGCACAAAUUAUAAAGAGCUGAACAUUAUUAAGAUGCAUUUGUGGGAAAAGGGGUUUAUGCCAAAUUAUUGGAUUUGGACAGAACAUGGAGAGAUUGACGACAUAGGGAUUAAUCAGACGGGAUUCAAUAAUUGUGGGGAAGGUGGUUCAGGAAGUGGUGCAAAUGUGGAAGAAUGUGAUAUAUAUGACAUUAGCUGGGAAGACAACUCCAGAAGGUAUCAUGAAAUGGUUUUCGAUUCUGCUGGUCCAGAAGAUCCUCAUGUAGAGGCUAAAAACUUUGUUGAUCUUCUUGAGGCAGCACAAAAGCCUUUGUGGGAAGGUUGUGUGCACUCUCAACUAUCGAUAGCUGUUAGAAUGCUAUGCAUUAAGGCCGAGGGAAACCAAUCACAAGAGUCAUUUAAGCAGUGGGCCACCUUAAUUAGGGAAAUUGCUCCUGAGGGUAGUGCCAUACCUAGGGAUUACUAUGAGGCUAAGAAGUUAGUGCAAAAGCUUGGAUUGAAGGCAAUCAAAAUAGAUUGUUGCUCAAACAAUUGCAUGUUGUAUCGAAAAGACGAUGCUGCUCUAACUAGUUGCAAGUUUUGUGAAGCACCUAGAUUCAAGCCUAUUUCCGAUGGUGGUUGUAAGUCCAAGAGAGUUCCUUUCAAACGGAUGCAUUACUUACCCUUAAUCCCUAGACUUCGAAGGCUUUACGCGUCAAUGAGUUCAGCUCCGCACAUGACGUGGCAUAUAAAAAAUCAACGUGAUGAUGGCAUGAUGACCCAUCCGUCACAUGGGGAGGCAUGGAAAAGCUUUGACCGUAUCCAGGCUACACGGGUCUUCCUCCACCAAGUUGGCCUACUCCAGGAUGUAUGGGUCCCCCUCCUCCACCCCCUCCUCCAAUUUCGAUUCCUCCUCUGCUUCGCAAUUCCAGUCUAUUAGUUGAUUCAGAGACACUUGGAAGCUCUAGUACAUCUCCUCCAUCAGAGACUGCAUCGGUUCCUAAUAUUGUCACAAAAGAAAGAUUAGUUGACAAGUUGGUUACCUUUCCCUCCUGGUUCUCAGAAGAUUACAGAGAUCAUCAAGAAACGAUAUGAUAAACCAUACAAAAAGUUUGGAGAUGUCCCUCUUCCGACAAAGAAGCUUUGGUUUAAGGAGUGGAAGAGCCACUUUCUUAUUGAUGAUGAUGAUGAUGAGUUUUUCUGGAGGGCUUUCAAGUAUAGGACAAGUAAGCGAUUUAGCUAAAUGAUGUCAGAUAUCUGUGAAGAUGUGGAU